Durusdinium trenchii is the source of this 1144-nucleotide messenger RNA. Lineage: Eukaryota; Dinophyceae; Suessiales; Symbiodiniaceae. The record is from the annotation of a GenBank genome assembly.
CGCCUCCAAACCACCGCUGGGGAGCCGCUUUCGCGGCCGCUUUCUUUUCCUCCUCUCCUCUCUCCGCUCCUCAUGGGCGCGGUGCAUGGCGUGUCCUUGAAAUAUGUGGCCUUUGGCUCCAUUGCUGCUUUGACGGCUCGCUGGAUCACGCCGGUGGCAUUGGAGGAGCUGAUCUUUGAGGAAGAAGUGGAGCUGAAUGGGUUGGACAAUUUGCAGUUGCUGUUCGGCCUGUAUUUGUACAAUGUGAGCAUCAUCAACUUGGUCAUUGCCAUGCUCUUCAAUCUCAAGCUCGGCAUGGGCAUCUUGGGGAAGGACACUGCGACGGGUGCAAUCCCACUUUGGUCUUAUGUGGUUUUCUCAGGCUUCCACUGUCCAACGCUGGUCUACACCAAAAUCCAGCACGCGCGAGACCAGAAGUCCGGAGUGGCACCAGCAGAUGAAGUUGAUCCAGGCUGGUGGGUGGGUGGCCGCUACAGCCAUGAGCUCGGCAGGCGAUGGGCAGGGACCAUCGACUUGACCUGUGAGUUCCCCGAGCUGAGCAUCCAGGUCGGUCUUGGGAAGGACAAGUACUUGCUCGUUGAGUGCUGGGAUGGGGUCCCUCCCACAGUGGAGCAGCUCGAGGAAGCUGCACAGUUUGCCGUGGCGCAACAUGAACGAGGUGACGUCUUAGUUCACUGUGCCCAUGGCCGUGGCCGAUCGACCACCACACUGUGCGCAUGCCUGGUCCGUGCAGGGCGGUAUCCGACCUGGGAGGAUGCGUUUCUUGCCAUCAAGCAGAAGCGCAAAGUGGUGAAGCUGAACCGCUCCAUGAAGCGAGUGCUGACGGAGUGGCAAGCGAAGUACAGCACCAAGGUGAAAUGAGCCGGAGAGCCUCCGAAAUCUAGACAUCAACUCUUGCCUCAGAGCAGGUCGAACAAUUGAUGUCUAUCAAGACACUAAAUGAAUUUAAAUGAUCAUGUGAAACCAUGUUGCCUCGUUCAACGCUUCGUUCAUUGACUCGUGACUGACCGGUCGUCCUCGGACGGACUCCGACGGAUCCUCUCGGAUCGUCUCGGGCGAGUGCCAAAAGGGACCGUCCGACUGGUAGAGUGGGGAGAUGUGGGAAGCGUGGUUUUAGACAACACGCGCACACACAUGCGUCUGC